This is a messenger RNA of Penicillium soppii, 2079 nucleotides long. RefSeq names its product MYB DNA-binding domain protein. Lineage: Eukaryota; Fungi; Ascomycota; Eurotiomycetes; Eurotiales; Aspergillaceae. The coding region runs from base 1 to 2079 and encodes 692 amino acids. The record is from RefSeq and is a predicted model, not a curated record. The transcript is spliced from 2 exons. Gene Ontology annotation, biological process: regulation of DNA-templated transcription. Gene Ontology annotation, molecular function: transcription cis-regulatory region binding; DNA-binding transcription factor activity. Gene Ontology annotation, cellular component: nucleus.
AUGCCUCUCCCAUCGUUCUUGAAGGUUUUUAACAUAGGGAGUACCUCAUCACAAUUUGAGCGUACUCCGAAUGAUUCUGAGUAUCCUCAAGAUAUCAUCCCCGAAACUCCGCAUCCUCCAAUUGCCAGCGGAACGAAAAAGCAAAAGUUUCCCAAAAUUACCCAAAACGUAUCGCCGCCAAUCCCAGAAACCAAUGGUACCGUGACACCUCCAGAUUCAGACGCAGCGAAUUCCUCCAAGCGCAAGCGAGAGGCUGAGCCGGAGCGGAAGAAAAAGAACAAGAAUCGUAAGACGGACAAAGUUGUCGUCGAAGAGCCAACCAAUGACUCUUCCAACGCACCGGCUUUUGAAAUCCCGUCAACUCUGAACCAGCCUACGCCACCAAAGCAAAAGAAGGCUCGCAAGCAAAAGAACAAUGCGCAAUCUCCCACUACUCCCAUUGCUCGGCCCGUGGCGGAUAUCCCACUUGCUGAGGAAUCGGAUGAAAAGCCAGCCAUUGGCGCAAGAUCAGCCCCAGGCACCCCCAAACACGAUGGCAGCCUCACGCCAGGAGGCCGAUCCAAAGUGCCCAGAGGCUUCCGGACCAGAGAGAAGGACAGCCUGAAAAUCGGUUUCUACACGCCAGAGGAGGUGGAGAAAAUCGAAACCUUCAAAAUCAAUUUUUGCACCUUGCAUAACCUUCCUAGCACUACUUUUGACGAAAUGGUACAACACUCCGAGCGUGGCGGCAAUGGUGAUUUCCCCGUGUCUACGGAAGUGACUACGAAAGGCGACUUUUGGAAUGAGAUCUAUGGUCUUGUUCCGGACCGCGACCGACGAUCUGUGUAUCGCUUCAUGCGCCGGCACUUCCAAGUAUCGGCGCAGAGGGCACAUGACUGGUCGAGAGAACAAGAGGAGGAGCUCAUCAGUCUCGUCGGCCAGCAUGGCCCGAAGUGGACUUAUAUCGGUAGACUCAUUGGCCGAAGUGAUGAUGAUGUCACCCAACGCUGGAAGAAUAAGCUCGAGCACCAAGGCACCAUGAAUCAAGGUGCUUGGGACGAAGAUGAGACACUGACUUUCCUCGAUGCCAUGGAGGCAUCGUGGGUUAACAUGAAGCCGCUUCUUGCGGAGAAGGCAGGAAAGGACUUGUACGACCUCGAUGAGAAACUUGUCGCCUGGGGUAAUGUUAGCCAAGCCAUGGGCUACAGGCGAUCUCGUCAACAGUGCGCGGACAAGUGGCGCAAGAUCGUCAAGCAGGUCAAGACAUUGCGAGCCAAUGGCAUGCCAGAUGCUGUGUUUGAUGUUAAAGCGGCUGUCAAGAAUGUCGCCAAUCGGAAUGGAAGAUUCAAUAGGAAGAGUGCGGUAUUUGUGGACGAAGAGGAUGAAGACAACGAGGACCCAGAAACCACCAAACGGGACCCAGAAAACAACCCAGAACUUGCCAAGGUGUUGUCAAACCUUGGCCAGGCUAGAAAUCAAGCAGAGCCUGAACCUGAGCUGCCUGAUCCCGAGCCCGAAUCAACAAAAAAGUCCAAGAAAUCCAAGUUCAAGCGCAAGCGUGAGGACGCCGCUGUCCAGCUCGACAAGGAACCACAAGCCGAGGUCGGCGAGCCUGAGCUGCCUCCAACUUCCAACAAGUCUAGACUCCAACACACGCAGAAUACUGUUUCUGAUGCCGUUGAGGAACCCACAUCAUCACUUGCAACCAAGAAGACCAAGGCGGAACGUAAGCGUGAGAAGAAAGAGCGGAAAGAGCAGCAGGAGAGAGAGCAUCAAGAGCAGGAGGAGAGAGAGCAGGAGCAAGAAAUAGCUGAAGCCAAAGCAAGAAAAGAUGCAAAGGCUGCACGCAAGGAGGCCAAGCGGCUGCGGAAGGAAGAGGCACGCCUCGCGGCCGAAGCGGAAAGCCCAGAGCCCAAUAAGAAUACUUCUAAUAAGCCUAGACAGGUGGAGACUGGUGAAUCCUCCCGUUCCGCCUCUUCUGAACUGCCUGCAGCGCUGGAUUCAACGGCAGCGGAAUCCGACCAGGAUGGAUCUGACUCGGAUGUUGUGAAUGAGAGCGAUGUGUCGAUGAAAUACGAGUACGACUCGGACGAACAAUAA